Porites evermanni is the source of this 2730-nucleotide messenger RNA. NCBI's taxonomy places the organism in Eukaryota, Metazoa, Cnidaria, Anthozoa, Scleractinia, Poritidae. The record is from the annotation of a GenBank genome assembly.
AUGGUCAGUGCAGACUUACUGAAAAAGGUAGCAAUAUGUGGUGCUGCUUUAUCUUGUUUUGGAGCGGCAUUUUUCCAUCACAGAAUACAAGGUAGAUUCAAAAAUGAGAAAUUAAGUUUCUGUGCCUAGAUGAGGUCAAAGUUUGGUGUGAUUAAUCAUCCUUGUUGUAAAGGGUACCUGUCGUACCCUUUUAUUCCUAGUUAUCAAACGACAAAUUACUGCUUGAUCAAUGCAGUACUACAGAAAGAGUAUGAAGAAUGACAUGUGAGCAUAAUUUUUGGUAUGAUCAUUUUCUGAGUUCUCUCAACCUGACUAGUUGACCAAGCAUUCAUCUGGUCUAGGAAAAACUCUUUGAUGAUCACUAUCAGGUAAAGUGCCCCAAAAUAAGUUGAAGUAAUGUUAGGCUGAGAAAACAGCUGACAUUCGGCGACGCUACCACUGGCUUCUGCGCCAAAUGACGUCUGAGAAAAAAGCGCAGAAAUUCCAUACUGAUGACACGUCACUACCAAGAUCUGGGUAGUGCUUCUCAUUGGUCGUGCCGCGAGGUAAAUUUGAUUCAACCAAUCAGAAGCACUACCCAGAUCAGGGUAGUGAGCCAUCAUCAGUAUGGAAUUUCUGCACUCAUUCUCUCAGACAUCGUUUGGUGGGGAAACCAGUGGUAGCAUCGCCAAAUUUCGGCUGUUUUCUCAGGCUAAAGUAAUGUACAUUUUACUUUUUUAGCAAAGAUAGCUGCCCAAGAUUAUUACAAAAAAUCUGUUGAGGUGCUUAGGAAUCACCAGCUGGCAUCAGAUACUCUGGGGAAACCUGUCAGAAUUCCUUACGUAAAUCUAACAAGAAAGGACAUCAGGCUUGGACGUGACUUUGCUCAGGCAAGUGAAAUGUUCAGAGAUGUUAACCUCUGGCGAUCUAAAAUCUGGAGACUCUCCAUUUUGCACUGCAGCCCCCCUUUCCCUACCCCCGAAUAUUAACAGCCCCCCUCUCUCAACCCCGGCCACAAAUUUAUCCUGCCGCCAAGGACAUCAUAUGAACAGCAUACUGUCAAAAUUCAUUUUCAUCAUUGUAAUGACAAAAUAUACCUUGUCAGUGACUAAAUAUGUGCAAAAAUGUCCCAGAAACUGCGAAAUAAAAAAGUACAAAUUUUUAGGGAAAAAAUGGGCUAAAUUCAAACUGAAGCACAGAAAAGCUCAAAAGUCUAUUUGAUCCAGGAGAUCUGGUGACCUGUACGGGAGAGCGGGAAAUCAGUGCCAUAUACGGGAGACUCCCGGAUAAUCCGGGAGAGUUGGCAUAUAUGAAAUGUUCCUUUGAGGAGGGGGACUUUGGAUAAACCGUAAGAAAAACUGGCAAAUACCGAAAUACCAUGUUUAAAUUGAUGAAAUAUCAAUACCUCAUAUGAUCAGUCACACUAAAUUUAAUGCGAGUGCGCAUGAAAAUCACCCCAUGCCGCGUCUCGCCUUUCUUGCAUGGGGUGACUUUCACGCACUCGCGUUUCGCUUGCUCUACUAUCCCUGAGAGAAAAUAAGGGACUACUUGUAGUCUAAGGGGGAUGGCAACCUGGAAGAAUAGGGGAUGGGAGAGGUAUGAGAGGGAAGCGGAGUUGUAAAAGGGUAAGGACUGGCAGAAAUAGGAGAAAUCAUGCAACAGUGCUCAACUGUUUAGCAGUUGAAAAAGGGUUUGAUGAGGAAGCCUUCCAUGUUUUGGUCACUAAAAGUAAACAGACACUUCUAAAAUUUGGGGAUUACUUAAUAGCAUCAUCAUUUAUUGCGGUCAGUGUGACAAUUUUUUCUCUUCUUAACAGAUAGUUAUUCCAGUUAGAGGAAGCAAAAACUCAGGGAAUUUAUAUUCAUUUGCUACAAGGAGGGGAGAGGAAGGGUAUGUAUUCGAUGUUGGUUAUUGUUUAAGUAAAAUGAGUUGAAUGAUAUAAUUUCUAGCAAUCAUAAGCAGCCCCUGGGAUUCGAUCAAGAGAAAACAGGGAGAUUCAGCAACAACGACAAUGAUGGUGAUGAAAACAUCCCUUACAAAGUGAAUUCAUGCUUUCCCAAGUUGCUCAAUUCAUCAAAUGUUGGUGAAUUUUUCUGGGGUUGCAUUCUAAAGACCUGUAUCUAAGUUUCAAACUAAAAUUAGAACAUUUCUGUAUCAUGUUCACAUCCUCUUCAACACGUAAAAUAGGGCAGUUUUAAUUUCAUGUGAUGGUUGUGGAAUGACAACAAAGAAAUUUACGAAGUUAUUGUUUUGCCAAUCUAAACCUACUGCUUUUUUGUCAUUCUCAUCAUUGUUGCUCAUAAGCUCCCUAAGGGUUGAUUUCCAGUGUCGCAUGAUUUUUGUGCGUAUGUGCAUAAAAUUUACGUUCGCAAAUAAAAUAGAGGCAAUGCAUGAAAGAUUGCUCAUAAGCGUAAAAGUUGAACCCUGCUUAACUUCUCAUUUAAGUUCAGCACUUUUUAUCUUGCCUCUAUUUUAUUUACGUGGUGAAAAUUUACAUGCGUUAAUGUGCGUAGCCAAAAAAGCAUCAAUGGAAAUCAACCUUUAUAUUAUUUUUUGCUUUUACUGUUUGACAGAGAUCAUUUCAUAUACACACCAUUUUAAUCAUGGCCUACAUUGAUACAACAACUUUUUUGUAAACAUUCCAUGCAUAUUAUUUUCUAUUUUUUUUUUCUUUCUAGAUGGGUACUAGAGAGAGUAGAGCUUGAAGCAGGGCCAGAACAUCCCAGAAUAAAAAUUGUACCAGAGGACUGA